UCCCCUUUGGAUGUAUGCUGGUGAUGAAGACGUCGAGAGGCUCUCCACAGAUCUUCCUGCAAAGGACUUGGAGAAGCUAAUUCGAAGAAUUUCCAAGCUUAACAAGAAGGACACCGUUCCAUCUUCUUGCAAAGUUAAGCCAUUUUGUGGCGCCAAUCCUCUUCCCGAGGGUCACCUUACUUUAACUUCUCUUCCUCCCCUUCCCGAGGGCGGGGAAGUCGAAGAAAUGGCUGUUGUCACCGACGACAACCAGGGUGCUUCUCGCCCUGAAAGUGGAGUCGGGGGUUCCCAGAAAUCCGCGGCUUCUCUUGAAAAAGAGAAUGAAACGGAGGUUACUUCGUCGACACGCUCGUCUAUUCCUGCUGCUUCUCCGAAAGGCAAGAGGAAAAGAGAUGAAACUAUUGACUCUGGCGCCUCCAAAGCCGAUACUUCCCGUGCCGAAAAGAUUGUACCCGAUGCCGGGGAGAAGGCUUUGGGUCUUUAUGAUGCUGCUCUUAUCAGCUCCGAUGAAGAAGAAGAUGUGCCCAUUGACGCGACUGCUCGAACGAGCACGUCCCAUACUUUGGUUGUCUCGGAAGCUCAUCCUGAUGGCGAUGAAACUUCGCCUCCCCAACAAAACCUGGAACAUCCAACUCCAGCUGUGAGCCCCCGGGCCCCUUCUCCGAAGAGAGCCAGGUUGGAAUCACCCAAGGAACCAACCAUACUAUCUGGUUGUUCCUCGACUCCUUUGAUGGAAGAGCCUUUUAUGAAAGAGCUCAUCCGCUUCGGUACCCAAUUUAUCGGGUACCGCGAUUAUGCUGCCCAGCUUGAAGAGAAAUUUGAGGAAACCAGCAAACGUGCUGACGCUCUUGCUGCUAAAUUGGAGCAAAGCGAAACGGCACGCAUGAAAGCCGAAGCUGAUGCUGCUACCGUCGAGGAUCUUCAAAAGAAACUCGACGACGCAAAAAAGGCUCUAGAAGAAAAUGUAGCUCAGCAUGCUGCUCGCGAGGAAGAGAUCCUUGGUCGACUAGAAUCGGAGGACAAACCAAGAGUAUGA
This is a messenger RNA of Lolium rigidum, 1036 nucleotides long. RefSeq lists its product as uncharacterized. The coding region runs from base 11 to 1036 and encodes 341 amino acids. The transcript has 6 exons. The record is from RefSeq and is a predicted model, not a curated record. Lineage: Eukaryota; Viridiplantae; Streptophyta; Magnoliopsida; Poales; Poaceae.